AUGAUCAAUAAAGAGUCACAUUCUUCAGAUCUUCUGAGCAGAAGCUCUGGCAGAAAGGUAAUGACCAAGAAAAGUGCUGCAGCUGUGGCUGCAUUCUUUCUCCUGGCCAGCAUAGCUGUCAUCAUCGCCAUUGCCGUGGUUCAGAAGCAUAAGAGGACCUACGAUUCUCCUGGGAUGAAGUAUGGCAUAGUCCUCGAUGCCGGUUCGUCGAGGACAACGGUGUAUCUGUACCAGUGGCCGGCAGAGAAAGAAAAUGACACUGGAGUGGUUACUGAGACCAUGAAGUGCCAGGUUAAAGGUCCUGGUAUAUCAAGUUUGAAAGAAAGUGAGCAGCAGGAGAUCGAGUCCUGGAAAAACAUAAAAGCUUGCAUGGCCAACGUGACUAAAGCCAUCCCUAACGACAAACACAACUCAACUCCCAUCUUCCUUGGGGCAACAGCAGGGAUGAGGCUCUUAAAGAUGCAGGAUGAGUCCACGUCAGCUGCCAUCCUGUCGGACAUACAGAACUACAUGCAGUCUUUGCCUUUCGUUUUCCAAAAUGCCUCCAUCAUCUCAGGGCAGGAGGAGGGCCUCUAUGGCUGGAUCACAGUUAAUUACCUCAAGGGAAACCUCAGAGAGAAAAAUCUAUGGAACGCGUUGGUCCGGCCUCAGGGAGUAGAAACGGUGGGGUCCUUGGACUUGGGUGGGGCGUCCACUCAGAUUGCCUUCUCAGUACCGGACAAUCUUCAAGGAGAGGACUUUAUCAAAGUAAAACUUUAUGGCUACGAGUACAAUGUGUACACCCACAGCUUCCUGUGUUAUGGGAAGAAUGAAGCGGAGAAGAGAGUUCUGGCUUCACUUGUGAAGAGCUCCGCUGACUUGGAUCAGGUGCAGCACCCUUGCUACCCAUCUGGCUUCAACAUCACCAUGACUACUCACUCCAUCUUUGACAGCGUGUGCACCCAGAAGCCGGAUAAGGUUGAUCCAAACAGAGACAUUACCUUUUUUGGGAGAAGUGACCCUGCACAGUGUGGAAUUCUCGUCAGAAGCAUCUUUGACCUCUCGUCCUGUCGAGGAGCUGCAAACUGUUCCUUGGAAGGAGUUUACCAACCCCCUGUCACUGGAAAAUUCAUGGGUUAUGCAGGGUUCUACUAUACUGCCUGGGCUUUGAAUUUAAAGGGCUCCAACACCUUGGAGAAGUACAACUCGACCAUGUGGAAAUUCUGCUCCAUGAACUGGACAUCUCUGAAGCAGAACUACAAUAUCACAGAGAAACAUCUGAAGUCAUACUGCUAUUCAGCAAACUAUGUCCACACUAUCCUGUCAGAAGGCUACAAGUUCAACGCUGACAACUGGGAGAGCCUUAAUUUUCAGAGAGAGGUGAGUAACACUAGUAUAGCUUGGAGUCUUGGAUACAUGUUGAACCUGUCCAACAUGAUCCCCGCCGAAGCCAAGCUUUUGCGUCUGCCGAUCGAGAACUCCGUCUUCAUAGGUCUCCUCUUCCUGUUCUCCGCGCUGAUCAUCAUCAGCGUCAUGUACCUCAUCAUCGUCGCAGUGCGUGUCUGUUUCUGA
This is a messenger RNA of Chanos chanos (milkfish), 1551 nucleotides long. It is a transcript of the gene entpd3, whose product is annotated as ectonucleoside triphosphate diphosphohydrolase 3. The coding region runs from base 1 to 1551 and encodes 516 amino acids. Gene Ontology annotation, biological process: nucleoside diphosphate catabolic process. Gene Ontology annotation, molecular function: UDP phosphatase activity; ribonucleoside triphosphate phosphatase activity; GDP phosphatase activity. NCBI's taxonomy places the organism in Eukaryota, Metazoa, Chordata, Actinopteri, Gonorynchiformes, Chanidae. The transcript has 10 exons. The record is from RefSeq and is a predicted model, not a curated record. Gene Ontology annotation, cellular component: plasma membrane.